This is a messenger RNA of Dromaius novaehollandiae (emu), 2557 nucleotides long. It is a transcript of the gene GP1BA, whose product is annotated as glycoprotein Ib platelet subunit alpha. The transcript is spliced from 2 exons. Lineage: Eukaryota; Metazoa; Chordata; Aves; Casuariiformes; Dromaiidae. The record is from RefSeq and is a predicted model, not a curated record. Gene Ontology annotation, cellular component: plasma membrane. Bases 86 to 2194 code for a protein of 702 amino acids. Gene Ontology annotation, molecular function: protein binding.
AGAGCGAAGGAGCUGGGACGGUGCCUCCUGGCUGAGCCACCGGUGAAGGCAAGGAUACGAGGGGACGCGUGCCAGGGGAGGGGCGAUGGCCAUGAGGCUCCCUGCCCUGGUCCAUCUUGUCCUCCUGGCCCUGCUGCCCCUGGCUGGGGCUGAACCCUGCCCAUCAGACAUGAACCACAUCAAGGACCUCCUCGAGGUCAACUGCACAGGGCAGGGUCUCAGUACAGUGCCCUCGGCCCUGCCCAAGGACACGGGCAUCCUGCUGCUCAGUGCCAACCACCUGGCGUCUGUCUUCACCGACGCCUUCCUGCCCCUCGCUGCGCUGCAGGACCUCGACUUGUCCGACAACGGGCUAGUGGAUCUGCACACGGGGCCCCUGCUGCCGUCUCUGAAAGAGCUGAUCCUGUCUCGCAAUGCCCUGAGGGCCUUGCCCACCCUGCAGGGCCUGCCUGCCCUCACCCGCCUGGCCUUGGCUCACAACCACCUGCAGUUCUUGGCCCCAGGGGCUUUCCAUGCCGUGCCACAGCUGCAGGACUUGGACCUUCGAGGCAACCAGCUGCGGACUCUCCCACCGCAGGCCUUUGCAGGGUUGGGGGACCUCAAGGACUUGGACCUCUCUGACAAUGUCCUCGAGGAGCUGCCCCAGGAGCUGCUACAGGACCUGCGGAAGCUGGAGAACUUGUGGCUCUCGGGCAACCGCCUCCAGACUCUGCCCACAGGCUUCUUCCCCGAGGGCCACUUCUUCCCGUAUGUUUUCCUGACUGAGAACCCCUGGCACUGUGACUGCAGCCUGCUCUACCUGCGGGCCUGGAUCCGGCAGAACGAGAUGAGCGUCUACCAGCCUGAGCGCGGGCUGGAGAAGACAAAGGUUGAGGUGGCCCCGGAGAAGGUGCUGUGCCAUAGCCCUGCUGAGCAUCGGCAUAAGCCAGUCAUCCGCUUCAAGCCUGACUGCGGCAACGUGGGGGAUGCCGAUGAUGAAGACGGGGAUGACUAUGACUAUGGGGAAGGCACGCGGGAGGCAAUUGCCAAGAUCUCCUCCUCCCCCCAACAUUCAACCACCCCUGAAGAGCACAGGACCUCCACCCGGCCUCCCUCCACCACCACGAGGGCUCCCCCCAGCAGCUCUGGUAGCUCCACCCUCAUCCCAAGGACUUGGGUUGCAAUCCCCAGAGCUCCCAGCAUCGCUGCCCCUGUGCCAGCCACUCCAGCGGUCGCGACUACCCUCGCCCACGCCAGCAUUCAGCCUGCCAGCACCGCCACCUCCCCCAGCACCCCUGGGAGCUCCACCACCCUCCUCUCGACCACCUCGUUGGCCAUCCCAACGAGCACCGGACCGCGUGGCACCAGCACCCCUGCUCCAGCCACUCUCACCACUGGCACUGCCAGCACCCGUACCCUUUUCUCAGUGUCCGUUGGCACGUUUUUCACCACUUCUACUGCGGUGCCUCCCUCUCCUACUUUGGAAGCCUCCACCCCCCACAGAUCUUUAUCUUCUCCACCGACCAUGACCACGCCGGUGAUCUCCAGCACCACGGCAGUGCUUUCCACCCACCUUCCCCAGCCUGUCCCGGUCCUGCCCUGCCCCUGCUCCAUGCCAGCACCGGCCGUACCCGUGCGGCGCCCACAGGCCGUUGGCGAGGGCCCGCAGUGGGGCCGGUGGGUGCUGCGCCACUGCUGCCUGCUGCACUGGUUGCUCUACCUGGCCGCUCUGGCUCUGCUGCUCCUUUCUGCGCUAGCUCUGGCCGCCUGGCUGGCAUGGCUGUGUCUGGUGGGGUGGCCCUCCUGGCACAAGUCCUCCCUUCAGGUGCAAAAGAUGUGGUACCCACCACCAGGGAGAAGGGAGUCAGCAGAAGGUCCCGUGAUGCACCUCAGCAGCUUCGCCAGCCCCCCGCGGCGCCCCACUUUCUGCACCAUCAAGGAAGUGGAGUUGUGCCCUGAUGUCGCCACAUCCUACACUUACUGCACUAUCAAAGAUAUAGUGCUGCAGCGCAGUCCUCCCGCAAGGUCCUCCUUCCGCACUACGAAGGAGCUGUGGAUCCAUCCCCGCCCUCUGAAUGCUCCUUUCAAGCCGUUCUCCGGGAAGCUCAUGCUCCCAAAGCUCGGCUCGCUGACGACUCCUUCUGCUUACAGCCUGGACAGGGGUCUCAAGGCCAUUGGUGCUGUCCAAGUGAAAUACGCUGGCAACACCUUGUGAAUGCUUCUGUCGGUUCAGACGAAAGGAUGGGGGGGGGGGGGGUGCUGCCUGUCAUUCUCUUUUGCAAGGGGAUGGUGUGGUUGCUCCCUGGAGGGAAGCUCUCUCCUUCCCCUAGCACUACUCUCACGUCUUCUGUGGUUGCUAGAUUGAAAGAAUUGCUUGCAUACGGGGGGGAAGAUUCCCACCAAGACCGCUCAGUGAUAUUUUUGGGCCUGCCAUUGGCCUGGUUUGUGGAUGGGCUUGGGAAUGCAGAGCUUGCUUUAUGCACAAGGUCCUAGUGCACAUAAAGAUGCGCUAUGCUUUCAACUCAGCGCCAGGCAGUUUUGUUCAUUAAUCCCAGAAUAAAUAUUCUCUUUGGCUGCA